Messenger RNA from Penaeus vannamei (Pacific white shrimp), 1221 nucleotides. Lineage: Eukaryota; Metazoa; Arthropoda; Malacostraca; Decapoda; Penaeidae. The record is from RefSeq and is a predicted model, not a curated record.
AUGAACAGCAGCGGGAUAUACGUUUCAGAGGACACCAAUGCCUUCAGGGCUUGGUUCAUAGUGACUGGCAGAGACUUCACGACCAUUGUUACACCAGCAAAUUCAAGCAGACUGCUAUCACAUCUCCACUCCACCUCACCGCCACACUCCACAAUCCUGAGGGGCACGCCUAAGGCCCUGGCACCUCCCACUCCACUCCACGCCACGUCCACAAUCCUGAGCACUAAGGCCCCUCCUGACCGCAGCCUCCAGCAAUGCCUGAGCCCUAAGGCCCUGGCACUCCCACUCCACUCCCAACCGAGCCUAGCACUCCACUCCACACCCACCGCACCCUCCACAAUCCUGCGCACGCCUAAGGCCCCUAGCACUCCACUCCACUCCAGCCGCCACCGUCUCCACAAUCCUGAGCCACGGCCUAAAGGCCCAGUCCACUCCACGUCCAACUCCACGCCACCCUCCACAAUCCUGAGCACGCCUAAGCUCCACCUCCACGCCGACCGCUCCCACAAUCCUGAGCACAGUCCUAAGGCCCUAGCACUACCACUCCAUGCUCCAACAGCCACCUCCCACAAUCCUGCAAGCACGCCUCCAAGAUCCACAAUCCUGAGCCUAAGGCGCCUAGCACUCCACUCCACUCCACCUCGCACCGCAUUCCACUCCACUCCACCUCCACCGUCCUUCAAUCCUGAGCACAAGGCCCUGACUCCACCCACUCCACCUCCACCGUCCUUCAAUCCUGGAGCACAAGGCCCUAGCACACUCCACUCCACCUCCACCCACAAGGCCCUUAGCACUUCCACUACCACUCACCUCACCGUCCUUCAAUCCUUGAGCACAAGGCCCUCAGCACUCCAUCUCCGACUUCCACCUCCACCGUCCUUCAUUCCUGAUGCACAAAGGCCCAGCACUCCAACUCCAACUCCACUCCACCGUCCACAAUCACUGAGCACAACUAAGGCCCUAGCACUCCACUUCACUCCCACCUCCACCGUCCUUCAAAUCCUGAGCAACAAGGCCCUAGCACUCCACUCAACACUCCACCUUCCACCACUCCACUCCCACUUCCACCUCCACCCGUUCCUUUCAAUCCUGAGCACAAAGGCCCCUAGCACUCCAACUCCACUCCAACCUCCACCGUCCUUAACAAUCCUGAGCACAGGCCUUAGCACUCCCACUCCACUCCAACCUCACCGUCCUUUCAAUCUGAGCACAAGGCCCUAG